Molecule: messenger RNA, 2853 nt
Organism: Hymenoscyphus albidus
Lineage: Eukaryota; Fungi; Ascomycota; Leotiomycetes; Helotiales; Helotiaceae
Source: the annotation of a GenBank genome assembly
CUCUACCCUUAUUCCAAGCCGCAGCACCGUCUGGACUCCUUCAACUUCUCGCACAACCACAACUGAUAGUGCCUAGAGACACGAUUCGCAUCUCUAAUAAUCUUCGUUCGCCCUCUCUUCUCCGUCGAGUCCGGCUUCACCCCUUUAACGCGACCACGACAAGUUCCUCCUGCGCUCAUCACCUUUUUUUGCCAUCAACAUCACCAUCCAAUAUUACCUGCCGAUCUCGGGCACAGAUCAAAAGUCGCCAUGGCACCACAGCAAGAUAGUUUCAUCGAUGAUGAGGAGGAGUGCUGGUGAGUUGCCUCUACCACCUCUUGCUGUGGCCAGUUGGCAUGUGGAUCUAGGUAUACUAACCUCGACUUUAGCCCCCUUUGCGUCGAAGAGUUCGACCUUUCAGAUAAGAACUUCCGACCAUGUCCUUGUGGGUAUCAGGUAAGUCAACAACAUAUCAGACACUAUUCUGAUCAUCCUGUCCUUAUUGAUGGCGACUAACACGCCGUUUACCGCAGGUCUGCCAGUUCUGCUUCAACAAUAUUCGCAACAAUCUCAAUAGCCUCUGCCCCGCAUGCCGAAGACCAUACAAGGAAGAGACAAUAGUAUGGAAGGUUGUGUCACCUGAAGAGUAAGUCAGCCCUUGUCGUCCUCCCGCAACCAUCCCGCUUAUCCCGUGAUAGGCAAGCCCAAUUUCGCGCGAACGCCCAGAAGAAUGCCAAGAAGAAGGCAGAGCAGCGACAGAAGGAGGCGCAAAAGCGAGAAGUUGAAAACCUGAAUCGAAAGCACCUAGCAGGCCUACGAGUGGUUCAGAAAAACCUCGUGUACGUUGUUGGGCUGAGUCCUGGCGUCCGUGAGGCCGAAAUGCUACGAACACUUCGAGGCGACGACUAUUUUGGACAAUAUGGUCCCAUCGAUAAGAUUGUGGUCAGCAAAACCAAGAACGGGGAGCCGGUAAACACUUCACAAGGGAUUGGUGUUUACGUCACCUUCCACCGAAAAGAAGACGCUCAAAAAUGUAUCGACUGUGUCAAUGGCACGCCGAAUGGAGAGCGAACCCUACGAGCGCAGCAUGGGACCACGAAAUACUGUUCAGCUUAUCUGCGUGGCGAGGUAUGUACAAAUAAGUCAUGCAUGUUUCUCCAUGAGGAUGGCGAAGCCGAGAGUAGCUAUUCCCGACAAGAUCUUUCCACCCUGAAUAGUGUCAACACGCAAAGACCUUUGCCCGCCAUGGCAUCUGGCUCUGGAUCUUCAGCACGCCAGGCACAACUUCAAGCACCGAUACAACAUGCGCAACCCGUUGCUGCAGCAUCACAACCUAUGGCUCGAGACUCGAGCAAGGAUGGGUCGGAAAGCGGUGAUGGUUCUGCACUUCCUUCCUCAGCCAGCUGGGCCAACCGGGGUCUCCCUCAACGCAGUCGCAGAGGAAGCCAUGCAACUAGUGGUGCAGCACCAAGUCCCGCGGUUUCACACGUCAUGCCAGCUACUGCUGAGGUUAUCGAAGAAACUCCUGCACCUGUUCAAGCCGAGCCCCAGACUGAGCCCGAGCCAGAAGUCGCCAGUCCUGCACCAAGCGCAGAUGUCGUAUCUCCAGCAGAACCAGCUCGACCACAACAUAAUGACGUCCUCAUGUCCAUACUGAGGUCCAUCAACACUUUCCAGCUUUCGUGCCCACGCUCUAGACCCGAUGAUACCAGUUCUUUCCCACCACUAUUUGACGAUCAUGGCGGCGAAAAGAGACGACUUCGAAAACUCCAACAAGAAGAGGCUCGACUUCGUAUGGAACAUGAAUCACAGGAAGACAUAAGCUCAGCAGCACCUGAGCCAGUCGAAGAGGAGGAACCUGAGAGUGGAAGUUUGCAAUUGGGUGGUGAGCCCGAAGAUCGGGAUAGCGGCCGCGACCUUCCUCGCGAUUUUCAACGACGCCCCAGCACACAACUACCUAUUCAAAGAACCAACAACGGCCCUGUUGGACCAAACAUUGCCGGCUACAAUCGUAAUAUCAGUAACUUGGGCGCCAUCAAUGGCCGUUCUUUGACACCUCAACAACAGCAGCAAUUGCUUUUGUUGAAUAGCCAAUCAUCUAGCUUCAUGGAUCAGUACUCCCCCAACAUUUCAGGACCAGUCACCCAAGGUACUGCGUUAUUCCAACAACAAGGCCACAAUCGACAAUCUUCGAGAUAUAGCUUUGCUGAUCAAGCGGGCGCAAAUUCUUCAUCAAUUAAACCUUCUGCAAACCCAAAGCUUAUGGCCCAGCAAUCAUCCAUGAUGCCUUCCACUCAUCCUCAAGGUGGUAAUCAAUUUUAUGGCACUUCAAUUCAAGGACCACCACCAGGACUCAAGUCAACUGGAACUCCUCCUAUCGGUGGCAUGUUUGGACAAGGACAUUCUUUCGGCGGAUCUAUGGCAGGUUCAAGUUUUGGAGCAAAGGAAAGCAAUAAUGAUAUGCUCAGGGAUAUGCUUCGCGGUCGUGGUAAUGUUGGUGGUGGUGGUCAACCACAUGAUGCAGGCAAGCGUGAGUUCAUGUUUCCUUCUUUUCUUCAGCAGUACCCAUCUGCCUCUUCCACUCCAGCUCCUGCUUUGGGUCUCCUGGCAUCGCUCUAUGGUCCUCAGACUGGAGCAUUCCAUGACUUCAGUCAAAAGCAGAAAAAGAAGGGAAAGAAGCACAGACAUGCUAACACUUCCUCUUCUGGGGGAGGUGGCUUAGUCGAUCUUGCAGACCCAAGUAUCUUGCAAGCGAGAAUCCAGCACCAGCAACAGAGCAAUGCCGGAGUCGGACAGGGACUGUUUGGUGGACAGGCUCAAGGUGGGUACAAUCCGAUGAUGUAUGGUGGUGGCGCAGGAUUUGCUCGGUGGUAA